Messenger RNA from Acomys russatus (golden spiny mouse), 1367 nucleotides. RefSeq names its product lysosomal associated membrane protein 1 (gene Lamp1). The transcript is spliced from 9 exons. The record is from RefSeq and is a predicted model, not a curated record. Gene Ontology annotation, cellular component: membrane. Bases 127 to 1341 code for a protein of 404 amino acids. NCBI's taxonomy places the organism in Eukaryota, Metazoa, Chordata, Mammalia, Rodentia, Muridae.
GCCGGCCGCAGGGUCCUCUCGGUGCCGGCGCCGCAGCUGCCGGGCCUCUCGAGUCGGUGGACGCGUCCUCCCGCCGGCCCCGCCGCCCGCGCAACCGCCGUCCUCCGGCCUCGGCUGCGUCGCGCCAUGGCGGCCCCCGGGGCGCCGCUGCUCCUCUUGUUGCUGGCAGGCCUUGCACAUGGUGCCUCGGCAUUUGAGGUGAAGGACAGCAAUGGCACAGCUUGUAUAAUGGCCAACUUCUCUGCCUCGUUCUUAACCAUCUACGAGACUGCACAUGGUUCUCAGAACUCAAGCUUUACCCUGCCAGCCUCUGCAAAAGUACUGGAAAAUAGAAGUUCUUGUGGUGGAAAAAAUGUUUCUGAAGCCAGCCUCACAAUUGCUCUUGGAAAAGGAUGUUUACUGAUGCUCAAGUUCACAAGAAAUGCAACAUGGUACCGUGUCCAGCACAUGUAUUUUACUUACAACUUGGCAGAUACACAACGAUUUCCCAAUGCCAGCUCCAACGGGACCCACACCGUGGACAUCACAACUGACAUCAAGGCAGACAUCAAUAAGACAUACCGGUGUCUCAGUGCCAUCCAGGUCUACAUGGGCAAUGUGACCAUCACGCUCCGUGAUGCCACUAUCCAGGCCUACCUAUCGAAUGGUAACUUCAGCAAGGAAGAGACACACUGUACACAGGAUGGACCUUCCCCAACCACGGUGCCACCUAGCCCCUCGCCACCACUUGUGCCCACAAACCCCAAUGUGUCCAGGUACAAUGUAACUGGUGACAACGGAACCUGCCUUCUGGCCUCUAUGGCACUGCAGCUGAACAUCACCUACCUGAAGAAGGACAACAUGACUGUAACCAGAGCGGUCAACAUCAACCCAGGUGACACAUUUAGUGGAAGAUGCAGUGCUAACAUGGUGACCCUGAAUGUGGAGAGCAAGAACAGUGUCCUGGAGCUGCAGUUUGGGAUGAAUGUCAGUUAUAGCCUGUUUUUCCUGCAAGGAGUCCAAUUGAAUAUGACUGUUCCUGAUGGCAAAGACCCCACGUUCACAGCUUCCAACCAUUCGCUGAGAGCUCUUCAGGCCACUCUUGGGAACUCCUACAAGUGCAACUCUGAGGAGCACAUCUUUGUCACCAAGGCCUUCUCCCUUAACGUCUUCAGUGUUCAGGUCCAGGCUUUCAAGGUUGAAAGUAACAGAUUUGGGUCUGUGGAGGAGUGUAUGCAGGAUGGUAACAACAUGCUGAUCCCCAUUGCUGUGGGUGGUGCCCUGGCAGGGCUGGUCCUCAUCGUCCUCAUCGCCUACCUCAUCGGCAGGAAGAGGAGUCACGCAGGCUACCAGACCAUCUAGCCUGGUGGGCAGGUGUGCCACAGGCA